AUGUCGGCACCCAACCAAGCCAAAUCCAAGCACAUUUCAAAGGGCCCCUUGGAUCCGGUCGAGGCCCGGUGGACUCGAUUGGUUAAGACCAACUACACGGAUCCGUUGGGCGUCGAGCGCACUUGGGAAUCUGCGGAGCGUACGACCCGCCCGGCCGACUGCGCGAUCGAUGGCGUAGGGAUCUGCACCAUUCUGAACAAGUCCACGGGGCCUGAACUGCUGCUGCAAAAGCAAUACCGGCCCCCGAUUGAUCGCGUCGUCAUCGAGGUCCCUGCGGGCCUUAUCGAUGCUGGUGAGACUGUAGAGAAAUGUGCGGUGCGAGAGCUCAAGGAAGAGACCGGUUACGUCGGUGUGGCGGAGCAAACCAGUCCGGUGAUGUUCAAUGACCCGGGUAUGUGCAAUACCAACUUGAAUAUGGUCCAUGUGCGCGUGGACAUGUCGCUGCCCGAAAACCAGAAUCCCAAGCCGCAACUUGAAGAAAAUGAAUUCAUUGAAUGCUUUUCUGUUCCGCUGGCUUCGCUGUUUGAGCAGAUGAAGAAGCUUGAGAAAGAGGGCUACGCUAUUGAUGCUCGGGUUGGUACACUCGCUGAGGGCAUUGAGCUGGCGAAAAAGUGGAAGCUGUGA
Molecule: messenger RNA, 624 nt
Organism: Penicillium cinerascens
Lineage: Eukaryota; Fungi; Ascomycota; Eurotiomycetes; Eurotiales; Aspergillaceae
Product: MutT/nudix family protein
Exons: 4
Coding region: 1-624 (207 amino acids)
Biological process (GO): nucleoside phosphate metabolic process; ribose phosphate metabolic process
Cellular component (GO): cytosol; nucleus
Molecular function (GO): ADP-ribose diphosphatase activity
Source: RefSeq, a predicted model, not a curated record